AUGCUGCAGCAGGGGCCCCCUCCUCCUCGUGCUGCUGCUGCUCUUGAGUUAUGUCUUCGUUAUAAUGAGUUCUUCCUCUCGGGUGUAUUGGCACCUUCUUCUUCUCCUCAAGAAGCAGAGAAGCUGCUGCUGCAGCUGCUGCAGCAGCAAGAGCAGCAGCAGCAGCAACAGCAGCAGCAGCAGCAGCAGCAGCAGCAGCAGGGUUGGGGUAUAGAAGAUAUUAGAUGGCGUUGGUUGUUUUGGGCCCUUGCAUGCCCAUCAAUAAGUUCUGUGCGCAGCAACGCUAGACAGCUGCUGCAGCUGCUGCAGGACCAGCAGCUGCAGCAGCAGCAGCAGCAGCAGCAGCAGCAGCAGCAGCAGCAGCGGGGGGCAUGGAAUUGCUUCAAGACAGUAUUAGAAUCCUUAGAGGAAUUUUCUCCUCAUCUAUUAGAGCAGCAGCAGCAAACAAUAAGAGGUCUAUGUGUUGCUGCUGCUAAGACAGCAGCAGCAGCAGCAGCAGCAGCAACAGGAACAGCAGCAGCAGCAGCAGCAGCAACAGCAGCAAAUCCUCUACAGCUGCAGCAGCAGCAGCAGCAGCAGCAGCAGCAGCAGCAGCAGCAGCAGCAGCAGAUGGAGAUCGUACGUCUUGGCUGUGUUGCAGUGUAUAUGCAAGCUGUAGGCCGCUGCUGCUGCGCAUACACCCCAAUGCGUGUCUUCUUAGAGGCUCUGCUGCUGCCUGAGCAGCAGACACUAUGGCAGCAGCAGCAGCAGCAGCAACAGGAGGAGGAGCAGCAGCAGCAGCAGGGAGGGGAGGAGUUGCAGCAGCAGUGGCAGCAGCAGCAGCAGCAGCUGCUGUGCGCUGUGCGUCUGCUGCUGCAGUCUAUUGCUGCGCAGCCCCAUAGUGUUAGGGGAGGCCUAUAUGAGUUGCUGCUGCAGUGUUUAGCUAUGCAUGCAGCGCAUGCAGCAGCAGGAGCAGCAGGACCAGCAGGAGCAGCAGCAGCAGCAGCAACGCAUGCAAAGUGUGUAUCUUUCUUUGGUUUUAUCUUUGCUGCUUUGCCACAAACUUUCUUCUUAAGACAACUGCAGCAAGCAGCAGACUACUGCAGCAGCAGCAGCAGCAGCAGCAGCAGCAGCAAGGAUCCCCCCGCGUUGCUGCAGUUGCUGCUUGCUGCCUUUAACUCUGUUGAAGCCUUCUCUGCUGCAGUGCAGCAGCAGCUGCAGCAGCGGCUGCAGCAGCAAUCCAGUGCUGCUAUGCAGUCAUACGAUUCGCAGCAGGAGCAGCAGCAGCAGCAGCAGCAGCAGCAGCAGCAGAGCUAUGAAGCCUUUAUGCUUUGCCGUCUUGUUGCUGCUGCUGCUGCUGUUGGGCCAGACAAAGAACUCUUUCGGAAGUUGGCAUCCUGCUGCUACGGGGAUGGCACUGCAUGCAAUCAGCAGCAAGAGCAGCAGCAGCUGCUGCUCUUAGCUGCUAUGAGCUGCGACGGUGUAGCUUUCCCUUUGCAAGAGCAGCUGCAGGAGCUGCAGCAGCAGCAACAGCAGCAGCAGCAGCAACAAGAGCAGCAGCUGCAGCAGCAAAUCCCUUCAGUUUCCUCGCUCAUUAUCUGUAUAUAA
Messenger RNA from Eimeria maxima, 1587 nucleotides. Its product is annotated as RNA methyltransferase, TrmH family domain-containing protein, putative. The record is from RefSeq and is a predicted model, not a curated record. NCBI's taxonomy places the organism in Eukaryota, Apicomplexa, Conoidasida, Eucoccidiorida, Eimeriidae. The coding region runs from base 1 to 1587 and encodes 528 amino acids. The transcript has 4 exons.